AUGGACGAGCCACAGGAGCCUCCUGCUGAAGACAGUCAUGCAUCUCGCCAAGGCUCACCGCCGCUGGGGCGCCGUUUAUCCAUAGACGAAGACUUGUUUUACCACCGCAUCAUGUCGGCCCCGCCACGACGCUCUUCACUACCGCCGCCUUAUCUGCCUAGCAAGUCUUCUUUGCAGGAUGCUGCUGAGUCCGCGCAAGGAAAUGUCAUGGUCCAGUCAAGCUCUGCUGCUGGCAACGUCUCGGAGGAGUUGCCAGGCUACUCCAACUCCGUUUUUCUGGAAGGCAUCUUCUCCAAAAAGCACGAAAUUGAGAACACCACAAAAAGAGCCGAGGACCGCCGUUGGCACAACGCUUUUGUGGUGCUCCACGGAACCGCUCUUCACGUCUAUCAUGUAAAGAAGGACUGGGGCUGGGGAAGAUCAAAAGACGGUCCAAGUAUAUGUCCCGACAACCCUCCCUGGGUGAAGAAGUCCAAGCUUGAAAAGACCUAUAGCUUGUUACAUGCAGAUGCUGGUAUUGCUGCCGAUUAUAAAAAGUGCGUUGCCCUCUUGAACAUUUCGAACCGACCCGCUAACAAAACGUUGAGACGACGCUACGUCAUUCGUAUACGAGCAGAGACUGACCAGUUUCUUCUUUCAUGCAUCGAGCUUAGCACCUUUGUCAAGUGGCUCGAAGCGCUGUUUGCCGCUAUUGAUAUUGCUGCUCCCAUCGAUGAGCGCGAGUUCCCUCGCGACAUGUCUAUUCCACGAGUUCAACGUAUCCGUUGGUUCCGCGGACAAUCACCUGUGCGGAUGCCAAGCCCUGCACGGACACAAGACUUCGAAGAGCCCCUGCAACCAACAACCUCUGCAGGGCGACGCAAUUCAUCUCCGCGACGCCUACGAAGCCCUACUAGUGACCAAGAGCCAGAGCUUCCUUCACGAGAUGCUACCGGUGGCUUUCCCAGACACGAAAUCGAACACGAAGUCGAACCCGCCCAAAACGCCAUUGACUCGGACUCGGAAGAAUCAGAAGAUGAAGAUGGUGGUUUUACUAGCAGAGGGCAUAGACUGGUACACCGACUGAGUACAACAUCCUACCACAACACGUCGAUAGACCCAUUCUCUGGCAAGUGGUUUCCAGAGCACAAGUGGUCCGAGGCGCAUGACAUGCUCUACGCCAAGCUAUGCUACAGCAACCUGCUGUUCCGGAGCCCGAGAAGAUCCAACUACAUUAUCAGCAAGGGGAAGCAGUGGUUUGUCGAUUGGGCCACCGGACGCAUGGUGCGGGUGCUGCCACCAGCCUACGGCGAAGACGUCUGCGGGCCGUGGCAGGCUGUACACACAGAAAACCCGCGCAUUUAA
Messenger RNA from Beauveria bassiana ARSEF 2860, 1344 nucleotides. RefSeq names its product PH domain-containing protein. The record is from RefSeq and is a predicted model, not a curated record. NCBI's taxonomy places the organism in Eukaryota, Fungi, Ascomycota, Sordariomycetes, Hypocreales, Cordycipitaceae. The transcript has a single exon. The coding region runs from base 1 to 1344 and encodes 447 amino acids.